Molecule: messenger RNA, 855 nt
Organism: Brettanomyces bruxellensis
Lineage: Eukaryota; Fungi; Ascomycota; Pichiomycetes; Pichiales; Pichiaceae
Exons: 2
Coding region: 1-855 (284 amino acids)
Biological process (GO): site-specific DNA replication termination at RTS1 barrier; mitotic DNA replication termination
Cellular component (GO): nucleus
Source: RefSeq, a predicted model, not a curated record
AUGGGUGUGAGUACAUUACAGAACGGAACGAUUCCUUCAAGGAAAGAGAUAUUGAACUUUACACAGAGAAAACUUGGAGGGGUUUUAGCCAAAAGCGAUGUUAGCAAGAAGGAGAGAGAACUUUGGAAGUUGGCCGGUGCCUUUGGGUAUUGUCAACUAUCACAUAAGAGGUUAUCCAAACCAAUAGUAUCCGAUUAUAUGGGGAGGCUGUUCAACAAGGAAGACGCUAUUCUCUAUCUUAUAGCAAAGAGGAAGAGGAAGAAGGCAAGGAAAAGUAAAAAAUCAAAAGAGUUGAAAGAUGGAUCGGAUGAAAAAAAGAGGCACAAUGCAAAGGAAGAUACUUCGGAGGACUCAGACCCGUUUCCGCAUCUCAGAACGAUGAAAGAUCUUGUGGAGUUAAACAUAGAAUACAAUGAGCAUGAUGGUACUGUGAAAUGUCCCUUAAGUGGCAAGGUUUUUCAUUUGAGAAGUGAGAAAGAUAACGAUAUCAACCAACUUCAACUUUGCUACUUGGUUCCCUGUGGUUGUACUGUUGGAAAGGAGAUACUUGAUCAGUAUCUGGACGUUGAGUACAAAAAGGCACACGUAUCAGCCAACAAACGGAAGUCAAGGUGCUACGUAAAGAUGAGGUGUCCCGUUUGUGGCUCUGUUACAUGUGGCGGUGAUAUUGUUGAUAUAAAUACCCGGGAUAAUACUGAAAAGGAGAGGCUAGCGGAACGAAUGAGAGAUCUGGAAGAUUCCGGACUCACACAUUCUUUGAAGCCGCAAAGGAAGGCAAGUGAUGGGCACACGAAAAGAAAGGGUGAUCCUAAAGAUAACAUUAAGAAAGAUGCGAAAAAGCAGAAGCUGAUAUAA